AUGGAGGCCACAAGUUUGAGCGAUCGACAGCGAUCCGAGCUCAACAAGGCGGUGAUCCAGUAUCUGGAGAGAAAGAUACAAAAUUUCGAUGGCCUUGCGCGAAUCAGGUCCGAGCUGGGCGUCUCUUUACAGGAAGAUACAUCGGCUGGAAUCCCAGGAAACUAUCUGGAGAAGAAGUGGGCAACCGUUGUUCGUCUUCAACGACGUAUUUAUGAUCUUGAAAAGGAGAUUGGUGAAUACAAAGAGCUCGUGGAGAACUAUUCCGAACUCUUGGAGUCGUCCGGAGGAAUGGAUAUUCGCAGAGACAAGCUCAACUGGCUUCCAACAAGAGCCAAGAACGUUCUGAAAUUACACAAAGGGUCUGUUACCUGUGUCUCGAUACAUCCUUACGAGCCACUGAUGGCCACCGGAUCACAGGACGGUACGAUUGCUUUGUGGAAUUUGUUAGAUCUAUCGGAACCCGAGAAAGUGAUACGAAACGCACACACCCGUACAAUCAACUCUCUUGUGUUCCAGAGCUCCGAAAUUACGCUUGAAUCGACCAGAAUUGUGCUUUUGGCCUCGUGCUCUUCAGACCUGCUAAUAAAGCUCUGGGACUGCCGAACAGGACAGGUAAUACGGGUAUUGACCGGACAUGACCAUUUGAUCUCUGGCCUGCGGUUCAAUCCGGCCGAUGAAACACAAUUAUUGAGCUGUUCGCGAGAUAAGACGGUGAAGAAAUGGGAUGUUCUAUCAGGGUGGUGUCUACUGACCAUAAGAGGCCAUUCGGACUGGGUCAGAAGCGUGGAUGUGAACGCAACAGGACAGUACAUUCUUAGCUGCUCUAACGACCAAUCGGUGAGACUGACGCAUUACGACACGGGAGCAGGUAUCUCGUUGUGUUUGGGUCAUGAACAGGUGGUGGAAGAUGCCAUUUUCUUACCGAUGGAAGCAAACGAAUACCUGGAUCCCCUGGUUGGCAUAAGUGACGAGAUAUACAACACCGUUGGCUACAAGUACUGUGUCAGCGGAGGGAGAGAUUGUAUGAUGAAAAUAUGGCUUUUGAGUCCACCAGACCUUGCCAACCCAGAUCGACCUGGUCCUGCUUCUAAUCCUAAGGCAACGCUGGUGUAUGAGUCCAAAGCACACAGUUCUUGGAUCCGUUCGUUUUCAAUGCACCCUAACGGAUACUACCUUGCAUCCUGUGCCGAUGACAAACUCAUCAAAAUAUGGGACCUGAGAACGCUGGCUACUAAGCAGCAACUGAACCUUGUUUCGCAGCUCAAGGGCCACGAGAACUUCGUCAAUGCCAUCAAGUUUGCUCCACCUGUGAUAACAGAACACGUUCAUCUCGAAGAUAAACUGGCCAACCGCAAGCUUCUUGAUAACGGCAUCCGGUGCUACUUGGCCAGCGUUUCCGCCGACGAUACAAUCCGAGUCUGGGUGUGA
Molecule: messenger RNA, 1428 nt
Organism: Ogataea philodendri
Lineage: Eukaryota; Fungi; Ascomycota; Pichiomycetes; Pichiales; Pichiaceae
Exons: 1
Coding region: 1-1428 (475 amino acids)
Biological process (GO): nuclear migration; microtubule organizing center organization; vesicle transport along microtubule
Cellular component (GO): kinetochore; nuclear envelope; microtubule associated complex
Molecular function (GO): dynein complex binding; microtubule plus-end binding
Source: RefSeq, a predicted model, not a curated record